This is a messenger RNA of Nicotiana tabacum (common tobacco), 3019 nucleotides long. RefSeq names its product preprotein translocase subunit SCY2, chloroplastic. Gene Ontology annotation, cellular component: membrane. Gene Ontology annotation, biological process: protein transport. Lineage: Eukaryota; Viridiplantae; Streptophyta; Magnoliopsida; Solanales; Solanaceae. The record is from RefSeq and is a predicted model, not a curated record.
CCUCGAGGGAAAAAUAGAAGACGGCAUUAAUUACCCCCAAAGUCGCCCGCUCUUCUAUCUUUGUCCCGCACCCCGCCUCUCGCCUUUCUUCUUGCUCUGUCUCUCAGUUGCUAUCUCACACAUUCUCAGUUCCCUCAAAUCACAACUUAUACAAUACAGAGAGUUUUCUUUCUUCGACUUCGUCUGAGUUUUCGUGCUCCUUUUGUCUCUCCAGUUCCAUAGGUGAAGCUCAGCCAAAAGAAUUGCCGUUUUCAGCGAUUUUGUACCCUUUCGUGGACUCUUUAGCUUUUUGUUUCGUGGACUGUUUGACAUGCGAAUUCCUAUAUUGGAGACGCUGCGUUAAGGAUUGAACAAUUUUGAUUUUGGACGUGAGGAGCUGAGGGUUUUAGAGCAGUUUUUCACUGAAGUUCUGCUAUGGAAGCCGCUAUUCUCAGCUCUUACACACCGCUUUCCUCAACGGCAGACCUCAGGAUUCGAGGAAAGUUUGCUGGAUGUAAUCUCCAUUUCUAUAAUUUGCCAUUGAACAGAACACGCCUUCCUCUCAAGUUAAAAUUUUCUGAAUCGAGUAGAAGGCACUUUUUUUCACGAAAGGAUCUGAUAUUGUCUAAUGGUAGGAAAGAAUUAUCCAGCUAUUUCACCCAUCAACUUGCAAGUCACUAUACAAGUAUCAGGGCAUCAUCGGGAGAAACGCUGCAUUAUGGACAAUCUUCACCAAUAAGUGAAGGUGAGGGAGUGUCACCAACAUCUACAGAUGCCAAUAACUUUGUAUCCUUGCAGCUUAAGCAGAAGAAAUUUAGAAACAGAUUCUUGAACUUUGUAAGACUGGGAUCUGUCAUUGAUAAUGCUGCUGAGUCUUUUUUCAAGAGUGAGAUACGGAGAAGGCUAUUUGUGACUGCCAUUUUAAUUGUCAUCAGUCGUAUAGGAUAUUUCAUUCCUCUUCCAGGAUUUGACAGGAGGUUGAUUCCAGAAGACUAUCUCAGCUUUGUCUCAGGAUCUGUUAAUGAACUUGGCGAUUCCACUCCUGAACUGAAACUCUCUCUUUUCCAACUUGGGGUCAGUCCUCAGAUAGCGGCAUCAAUUCUUAUGCAGGUACUAUGUCAUGUUCUUCCUUCUUUGGUGAAACUGAGAAAAGAGGGCUUAGAUGGGCAUGAAAAGAUCAAGAGUUAUAUAUGGUGGAUCUCGCUUGGUUUUGCAAUUUUGGAGGCUCUUAUUCUCUCUUGUUACUCACUUCCAUAUUCGAUAUAUGCUGCCAGUCAUAGGGUUAAGCAUGUGUUGAUGACUUCCUUCCUUUUAGUUUCUGGUGCAAUGACUAUGUCAUGGAUUUGUGACACAAUAACAGAGUCUGGGUUUGGUCAAGGAUCGACUUUGAUUAUUUGUGUGGGUAUUCUCACUGGCUACACAGAUACAUUGCAGAAAAUGUUAACUCAAAUAGCAGGGAGUAGCGGGAGCUGGUGGCCUUAUGUACUUGCUGUACUAGGUGUUUUUACUGUUGUUACAAUGUGGGCCGUCGUUGUGAGUGAAGGGUGCCGGAAAGUAAAGCUGCAAUAUUACGGUUUUAAAGUUGCUUCUGCUGCAAGAGAAGAUUCUCCAGUUCCGGAGGUGGAGCCCUAUAUACCAUUCAACAUAAAUCCAGCAGGAAUGCAGCCUAUCCUUGUUACCUCCUAUCUGUUGGCACUUCCCAACAUCCUUGCAAGUCUUCUUGGUUCAAGGUUUUGGGAACACUUCAGAGAUAUUUUGAAUCCUGACACUUCUCUUGGGGCAGAUCCGUGGGUUUACUAUACAGUUUAUGCUUUCUUUGUCUUCCUCUUCAACAUAUUUGACAUUGCCAACAUGCCAAAAGAAAUUGCUGAUUACUUAAACAAGAUAGCUGCUAGAAUUCCAGGUAUAAAGCCUGGAAAAGCUACAAUUGAAUAUCUGACAAAGAUCCAAGCUUCAACACGGUUCUGGGGUGGUCUGUUAUUAAGUGUUUUGGCCACGACAUCCACCAUUCUAGACCAUAAUUUGCGCCGCAUCAAUGAAGGAUAUGCAAUAGGAUUGACAUCAGUGCUAAUAAUUGUGGGCUCAAUCAUUGAAUUGAGAAGAUCUUAUCAAGCAUAUAAUGUAAUGCCAAGUCUAAGUAUGGCUUUGAAGCGGUAUGGUGUAUGAGAUUGGAGGGUGGCUCUAUUCAAGUAAAUGGGGUUCAAUUCUUGCUUGCACCAUUGGUGCUGAGAAUAUUUUGCAGAGUCUAGGAUCUUUUUGAGUGAAAUCUUAACUACUGAUCAACUUUUGAAAUUUGUAAGAUCCAAGAUGUCGCGGUCAGCCAACUCCUCCCAGUCAGGACACAUUUCCCAUAUGUAGCAAGUAAAAUAUAGCCCAUCCUUUGGCUGAGAGUAAAUCAUCUUAUCCUUCUUCCUUGUUUCUUUUUUCCUGGUCACACUUAAGCUGUGCUAUAUAUGAUUAAAUGAGCUUUUGGAUGAUUAAAUGUGUUUUUGCAGGAUUUGAAGUAAUUGCAUAAUGAAUGAUACAUAGGGUUUAGUGAUGCUUGAAACAGGAAAAACCAUUUUUACCCACUAGCUUCACAAAUUAGAUUAGACUUGCUACAUGCAUCACGAUUCAUCUUCUUCCUAAAUUGUGUUUCCAGGAUAAAGGAUUAGCACGUGACAAGGACUAGCUUGUGCUACAAAUAGCUGAAAUUAAACAAAGACGAGUGAUGGGGAGAGGUUUAUUGAUUUAUUCAUGUUGACAAAAACUGAUGAAGUGCUAUGAACAUUAAUAGAGUUCAAGAUACCUGCAGAAUAUUUGUGCUGACAAUUGUAUAUAGUUACAUUUUUUAUAUGCUCUAGAUGGCCAAGAUAUGGCAAGAAGCAAGUCUAUUCUUCUGUUGGUGGCAAGCAAAAGAGGAUGUAAUUUUGCUUUAAUUUUGAGGGGUAUGUUUAAAAUCUUCUUGUGUUGGUUGAAAGGUGUGUGCAUCAGAUCAGUGUGUGAAAUGUUAACUACAGUUGCUCCUUGUAAUUUGGCUGUGCAAACGUUAAUCAGCCUU